AUGGGUUACCAGGUGAGGUUCGGUAUUCUAGAAGCUGGAGCUUAUGGAGUUUCUCAGUCACGAAAGCGAGCAUUCAUAUGGGCAGCUGCGCCAGAUGAGAAUCUCCCAGAGUGGCCAGAGCCAAUGCAUGUCUUUGGUGUACCGGAGUUGAAGAUCUCAUUGUCAGGGAACUCAUAUUACUCUGCGGUUAGAAGUACUGCAGGUGGGGCUCCUUUCCGUUCCAUAACUGUCAGAGACACAAUUGGAGAUCUCCCAGCUGUAGGGAAUGGAGCAUCCAAGGUCAAUCUGGAGUACGAAAGCGACCCCAUAUCAUGGUUCCAGAAGAAAAUCCGAGGGGAGAUGGCUGUUCUGACUGAGCACAUUUCGAAAGAAAUGAACGAGCUGAAUCUCAUUCGAUGCCAGAGGAUUCCAAAGCGGCCAGGCGCUGAUUGGCAAUGUCUUCCAGACGAAAAGGUGAAGCUCUCCACUGGACAGAUAGUUGACUUGAUCCCAUGGUGCCUUCCCAACACAGCCAAGCGCCACAAUCAGUGGAAGGGCCUGUUCGGAAGGCUUGACUGGGAAGGCAACUUCCCAACCUCCAUCACAGAUCCUCAACCAAUGGGGAAGGUGGGAAUGUGCUUCCACCCUGACCAGGACAGGAUUCUGACAGUUCGGGAAUGCGCUCGGUCUCAAGGAUUCAGGGAUAGCUACCAGUUUUCGGGCAACAUUCUUCACAAGCACAGGCAGAUUGGAAAUGCAGUUCCUCCUACUUUGGCCUAUGCGUUGGGACGAAAACUCAAGGAAGCAGUGAACAGCAAGAACAAGGAACAGGAGUAG
Malus domestica (apple) is the source of this 816-nucleotide messenger RNA. The record is from RefSeq and is a predicted model, not a curated record. Lineage: Eukaryota; Viridiplantae; Streptophyta; Magnoliopsida; Rosales; Rosaceae.